Pungitius pungitius (ninespine stickleback) is the source of this 2897-nucleotide messenger RNA. RefSeq names its product ataxin 3 (gene atxn3). Gene Ontology annotation, molecular function: cysteine-type deubiquitinase activity. The record is from RefSeq and is a predicted model, not a curated record. Bases 75 to 1139 code for a protein of 354 amino acids. The transcript has 11 exons. Gene Ontology annotation, biological process: protein deubiquitination. Gene Ontology annotation, cellular component: nucleus. Lineage: Eukaryota; Metazoa; Chordata; Actinopteri; Perciformes; Gasterosteidae.
UUCCGCCUUCUUCCUUGUAUGCUGUUGAAUUGAACGAGGAGGGGGGGGGGGGUGAGACUAGAGGUCAGAGUUCAAUGUUUGACAGAAAGCUGAAUAUGGAUUCCAUAUUUCACGAGAAACAAGAGGGGUCUCUUUGCGCCCAACACUGUCUCAACAACCUCCUGCAGGGUGAGUAUUUCACUCCCGUGGACCUGUCCUCCAUUGCUCAUCAGCUUGAUGAAGAGGAACGAAUGAGGAUGGCGGAAGGCGGAAUGGCCAGUGAGGAGUAUAGGACCUUCCUGCAGCAACCAUCUGGAAACAUGGAUGACAGCGGGUUCUUUUCAAUACAAGUAAUUAGCAAUGCACUGAGAGUGUGGGGUUUAGAGUUAAUCCUCUUCAACAGCCGGGAGUACCAGAGCCUGAUGAUUAAUCCAAUAAAUGAGAACGCCUUCAUUUGCAACUACAAGGAGCACUGGUUUACUAUACGGAAACUUGGACAACAGUGGUUUAAUCUGAAUUCACUGCUGACUGGACCAGAGUUGAUAUCAGACACCUAUCUAGCACUUUUCCUUGCACAGUUACAACAAGAAGGUUAUUCCAUAUUUGUGAUCCGAGGAAACCUCCCAGAGUGUGAAGCAGAGCAAAUUCUUGGGAUCAUGAGGGUCCAGCAGCAGCAGCGACCAAGGCUUAUUGGAGAGGAGGAAGCCCAGACAAGUGCAGGCAGGUCGGCAGCAAUGAGCCAGGCAGAGAUGGUUUUUGGUGUCGAGGAUGAGGUUGUUGAUGAAGAUGAUGAGCUAAAAAAAGCUCUGGCACUCAGCAGACAGGACAUAGAUGUGGAAGAUGAAGAAGCUGAUCUUCGCAGGGCCAUUCAACUGAGCAUGCAAGGCGCAGUGAUGAGCAACAAAUCCUCAGAGUCUGAAAUGGGAAAUGUGAAAUCAGGGAGUCAGGCAGCAGGAAGUGCUGCAGGGGGUCAAAGAGCCGGCCAAAACGAGGCUCUCACAGCCGAGGAACUGCGGAGGAGGAGACAGGCCUAUUUCGAUCGGCAGCAGCAACAGGCUCAGACAAGCAUUCCUCAACAACCACAAACAAAAUCAUCAGGUGGCUCGGGAUCAGUAAACACUGGCGCUGAAGAGGACCAAGAGCAAAAGCCCAGCCAGUGAGCACGUGGAAGGUUUGCCUAUGUUGUUCACCACCUGCCAGGAGUGGCACCGAAUACUGGGGGGGUAGCUUUGCUGCUUCCUCUAACCUUUUUGCACAUGCGAACAUAAGGACAGUCAGAAAGCUGACGCGUUUCCCCUGAUUGGUUCGCUGACAGGCUAUAGAGAAGAAAACAACAACAACAACGACGACGAAGACAAGGCAUCAGUUAGUCCAGUCUAACUCAGUGAGACGCUGGGAAAAGGGUGAACACAGAACUCGCGAUGCAGUUUAUCCAAGUUUGCAAUUGCCUUUGUACCAUGUCGCCUUCUAUUUCUAUUGUACACUGUUUUUUAUUCUUGUUUUUUCUCUGCAAGAGACAGAAAAGGAAUCUUCAGCAGACAAAGGGGUGUGUUUACUUGUUUGGGAUGAAUCCUUAGGGAGGUGAUUGUUUUGGGAGGACCACAGACGAAGGUUAGAUGGAUAGUGACAGAGAUCCCUUAAACCCUUCCAUUGGGCUUGCGUUUGUGGGACCGAAGAUGUGAUUUCUACACACUGCUGUUCAUCAGUGGAGUUUUGAAAUCAUUUCUCUUUUCGCCAGGACUACUAAGAUGUGUGUUAUUAAUUCCUCACUCCAUCGAUCCGUUUAGCUGUGGAUGUCUAAGAGGGAACUUCUAAAGAUAUUUAGGCAACUGCAUAUUUUCGAUCCUGUGUCUUUGUAAUCACCUUCAGUAAAUAAGUGGGCACAAUGAAAUUUAAAAUCACACACUUCUCUCACAAUAUUAAUAGUAUUUUGUCCAUUUUUGAUGGAUGCUGAAAAGCAUUAUUCUAUAUAACUAUUUGCUGAAUCUAAAUUGCUUCGGAGUGAUACAUAAUAAUUGUGGACUCUGGAACAAAAGGAGCAAUCUGUAAAGCGCAUGAAACUGCAGCUUAUAGAUGAAUACAUGGUUCUUUUUUAGCACAGUAUAAUCACUUAAAAAACCCCAAAAGUCAAACACGAGCAACCAGCGACUUCAUCUGUUAUUUCUCCUCCAUAGCAAAAGUUAGUAUAAGGCUAGAUUGUUCAAAUGAUCACUCCCUUAUUUACGUACCACCACAAACCGUCAAUAGUUUUUCUCUGAAAACCUUUUUAAUUGCAGCGAUUGGAUUGAUCCCAUAUUACAAAAACACUUUGAGCAAUGUUGUACACAUUAGUUCUGGCAAUCGAUUAAUUUUUCUGACGUUUACUUGGCUUAAAGCUACAAAACCAUUGGCUCAGUAAUAACCAACAGUCAAAUGGUGUGAAUGGCUGAUGUUAUUUAACCUCAUUUGAAUCAUUUAAAACCCAAAGAUGGAAGAAAACAUCACUUGAAAGAGUUUUUAUCUUUUAUUUUUUUAGAAACCAACAUCAUGUUCCAACACACAUUGUUGAUGAAUAGACCACAUUACAGCAUUAAAACCGUUGAGUUUGUUUAUGGUUAAUGUUUCCUGGAAGCAAUGACUGUUCAGCAUGGAUAUAUCUUGAUGCCUCCACUAAAGUUUUGCUUGUUGCGCUGGAUAACUUCCAAGAAAAUGUCAUGAUUUAUUUUUUCUUUGGAUCUGCUGGGCUUUGUUUAUUCAAACUGCACUCGCAAGAGAGUGUAAAAUGGCAGUUGUUGGAUUUUUAUUGUCUCAUUAGUUUCUCUCACUCUAAUCUCUCAAUGAGUACUCAUCAUUUUUCUCAUAUUCCGUGUUACAAUCGCACGUGCUUUCAUUUAAUGUAUUAGUACUUGAUCCAGGAUUAAAGUGACAUUCACUCCUGA